UCGGCCGGGGCUAUGGCCGCAGAAGAGGUGCUGCAGACCGUGGACCAUUAUAAGACUGAGAUAGAGAGGCUGACCAAGGAGCUCACGGAGACGACCCACGAGAAGAUCCAGGCUGCCGAGUACGGGCUGGUGGUCCUGGAAGAGAAGCUGACCCUCAAACAGCAGUAUGACGAGCUGGAGGCUGAAUACGACAGCCUCAAGCAGGAGCUGGAGCAGCUGAAAGAGGCCUUUGGGCAGUCCUUCUCCAUCCACCGGAAGGUUGCUGAGGAUGGAGAGACUCGGGAGGAAACGCUUCUGCAAGAGUCUGCCUCAAAAGAAGCUUACUAUCUGGGGAAGAUCUUGGAGAUGCAGAAUGAACUGAAACAGAGCCGGGCUGUGGUCACUAACGUUCAGGCAGAAAAUGAGAGGCUCACGGCCGUCGUGCAGGAUCUGAAAGAGAACAAUGAGAUGGUGGAGCUACAGAGAAUACGGAUGAAGGAUGAAAUCCGAGAAUAUAAAUUCCGAGAAGCCCGCCUCCUUCAGGACUACACUGAGCUGGAAGAAGAAAAUAUCACAUUGCAGAAACUCGUGUCCACAUUAAAGCAGAACCAGGUAGAGCGGGAAAAGGCCAUUCUUCUGGCCAAUCUCCAGGAGUCACAGACGCAGCUAGAACACACCAAGGGGGCUCUGACGGAGCAGCACGAACGGGUGCACCGGCUCACAGAACACGUUAAUGCCAUGAGAGGCCUACAGAGCAGCAAAGAACUCAAGGCUGAGCUGGAUGGGGAGAAGAGCCGGGACUCAGGGGAGGAGGCUCAUGACUAUGAGGUGGACAUCAAUGGCUUAGAGAUCCUUGAAUGCAAGUAUAGGGUGGCAGUAACUGAGGUGAUUGAUUUGAAAGCUGAAAUUAAGGCCUUAAAGGAGAAAUAUAAUAAAUCUGUAGAAAACUAUACUGAAGAGAAAGCCAAGUAUGAGAGUAAGAUCCAAAUGUAUGACGAGCAGGUUACAAGCCUUGAAAAGACCAGCAAGGAGAGUGGAGAGAAGAUGGCCCACAUGGAGAAGGAGUUGCAAAAGAUGACCAGCAUAGCCAAUGAAAAUCACAAUACCCUUAAUACAGCCCAGGAUGAGUUGGUGACAUUUAGUGAGGAGCUAGCUCAGCUUUACCACCAUGUAUGUCUGUGUAACAACGAAACCCCCAACAGGGUCAUGCUGGACUACUACAGGCAAAGCAGAGUCACUCGCAGUGGCAGCCUGAAAGGGCCUGAUGAUCCCCGGGGACUUUUGUCUCCACGAUUAGCCAGGCGGGGUGUGUCAUCCCCAGUAGAAACAAGGACCUCAUCUGAACCAGUUUCAAAAGAAAACACAGAGGCCAGCAAAGAACCAAGUCCAACCAAGACCCCCACAAUCUCUCCUGUUAUUACUGCCCCACCAUCAUCUCCAGUAUUGGAUACAAGUGACAUCCGCAAAGAGCCAAUGAAUAUCUACAACCUUAAUGCCAUAAUUCGGGACCAAAUCAAACAUCUGCAGAAAGCUGUGGACCGGUCCUUGCAACUGUCUCGUCAAAGAGCAGCAGCGCGGGAGCUGGCCCCCAUGAUUGAUAAAGACAAGGAAGCCUUAAUGGAGGAGAUCCUCAAGCUCAAGUCCCUGCUGAGCACCAAACGGGAGCAGAUCGCCACACUGAGAGCAGUGCUGAAAGCCAACAAACAGACGGCUGAGGUGGCUCUAGCUAAUCUCAAGAACAAAUAUGAAAAUGAGAAAGCAAUGGUGACUGAAACUAUGACGAAGCUUAGGAAUGAACUGAAGGCUUUGAAAGAAGAUGCAGCAACUUUCUCAUCCCUGAGAGCAAUGUUUGCAACAAGAUGUGAUGAGUAUGUCACCCAGUUGGAUGAGAUGCAGAGACAGUUAGCAGCCGCAGAGGAUGAGAAGAAGACUCUAAACACUUUGUUACGAAUGGCUAUCCAGCAAAAACUCGCCCUGACCCAGCGGCUGGAGGACUUAGAGUUUGACCAUGAGCAGUCCCGACGCAGCAAAGGCAAACUUGGAAAGAGCAAGAUCGGCAGCCCUAAAGUAAGUGGGGAGGCAUCAGUCACCGUGCCCACCAUAGACACUUACCUCCUGCAUAGUCAGGGCCCACAGACACCCAACAUUCGGGUCAGCAGUGGCACUCAGAGGAAAAGACAAUUUUCACCUUCCCUUUGUGAUCAGAGCCGUCCCAGGAUUUCAGGGGCUACCUACCUACAGAAUUUAUUAAGAGUUCCCCCUGAUCCCACCUCCACAGAAUCAUUUCUUCUGAAGGGCCCCCCUUCCAUGAAUGAAUUCAUCCAAGGGCACCGGCUCAGCAAGGAAAAAAGGUUAACCGUGGCUCCACCAGCAAAAAGAGAUUGUCAGCAGCCUGCUGCCUCCGUACCGCCACAGUGCUCACAACUAGCCGGGAGGCAAGACUGCCCAACUGUCAGUCCUGACCUAGCUCUCCCUGAGGAGCAGCCACAUUCCAGCCCGCAGUGCGCCCCUCUCCACUGUCUCUCCAAGCCUCCUCAGCCCUAGUCUCCACCUCCCACGGACGAAUGUCUGAGGUGAAUGCUUUGUAGCCACACACGGGAUACUGCCCAAGACCCUGCGGGUGUUUUCUUCUCGGGUGUGAGAGGUAGGAUUGGAUUCGUGUUCGUCGUUUUGGAAGAUGAAAGUGAAGAAGAAUAACACAAAGCACAGACUCCAGUGUGAUGAAACAGCUGAUGGUUUCUCUAAGUCACAGACAGACUUCUGCAAUCUAAUGGCUAUGGUGAAUUAAACACGAGACAUGAAAGGAAACAGGAGCCGGGUGUCUCAGAUGGCUGGCUGUAUGUACCUCGGUAGCGUGAGGAGACUAAGGCAGCGUAAGAUACAUAGAUUGUAAAAUCCUCUUUCCUUGUACUUCAGAUUCAGCUGUAGAAGUCGAGUCCCAUAUUUUUGGUCAUCGAUAUUUAUUUUAUACUUUAUUUGCCACAUGACUUAUGUCUAUAAAAAUCAUUUCUGUAAGAGGUGAACUUAAUUCAUUUAUUUUUAAAUACACAUAAUUUGCUCAAUUAAGUAUGAGUUUUAAGUUAGUUUGAGAUCUGGAAUCGACCAGACUGUGGUCAUAUUUCUUGCACAAAAUAAUAAAUGAGGUGCAUUGGAAUGUUAACAAUAACUGUAUUUUGCUGCUACACUGAUAUUGUUUAUGUGCUCAUUUACAUUAACUGCUGGUGGUUUUUUUUAAAACUAGAAUUAUUUACUUUAUUAAGUAAAUCUAAGAAAGACUAUGUUAUGAUUCAUUGACUUACUCAACUUUCAACAGCAUCUUUAAUUUUUUAAAACUGCAGACAAGUAGAUCACUGGUGCUGCUCUCGUGUGUGUGUGUGUGUCUGUGUGUGUGUGUGUGUGUCUGUGUGUGUGUGUGUGAGAGAGAGAUAAUGUUCAGGAAGCUAAAUAACGUGAAGGGGGAAAAAGUGUAUUUAUUUAAUGACCAGAUUUUUUUUUACUUUCCCAAAUUCAGGGCCCCUACCAUGAGUCUUUCCUGCAAAAAGGUAUCAAACUGGGAAAAAAUAUACAUAGAUGUAAGUUAGCCUUUGGUUAAUUAAUUUACCCAGAAAGUGUUCAAAUUUUGAUUAAAAGUGUGUGUUUUGUUGUU
Molecule: messenger RNA, 3625 nt
Organism: Suricata suricatta (meerkat)
Lineage: Eukaryota; Metazoa; Chordata; Mammalia; Carnivora; Herpestidae
Gene: BICD1
Product: BICD cargo adaptor 1
Exons: 10
Coding region: 13-2523 (836 amino acids)
Biological process (GO): regulation of microtubule cytoskeleton organization; positive regulation of receptor-mediated endocytosis; microtubule anchoring at microtubule organizing center
Cellular component (GO): Golgi apparatus; cytosol
Molecular function (GO): dynein complex binding; dynein intermediate chain binding; dynactin binding
Source: RefSeq, a predicted model, not a curated record